GCAUAUUGUUGUACCAGAGGGGUUUUAAACUCGACAGGAAUGAUAACGCAUAUUGUUCUGCCAGAGGGGUUUUAAACUCGACAGGAAUGAUAACACAUAUUGUUCUGCCAGAGGGGUUUUAAACUCGACAGGAAUGAUAACGCAUAUUGUUCUGCCAGAGGGGUUUUAAACUCGACAGGAAUGAUAACGCAUAUUGUUGUACCAGAGGGGUUUUAAACUCGACAGGAAUGAUAACGCAUAUUGUUCUGCCAGAGGGGUUUUAAACUCGACAGGAAUGAUAACGCAUAUUGUUGUACCAGAGGGGUUUUAAACUCGACAGUAAUGAUAAGACAUAUUGUUGUACCAGAGGGGUUUUAAACUCGACAGUAAUGAUAAAGCAUAUUGUUUUACCAGAGGGGUUUUAAACUCGACAGUAAUGAUAACACAUAUUGUUGUACCAGAGGGGUUUUAAACUCGACAGUAAUGAUAAGACAUAUUGUUGUACCAGAGGGGUUUUAAACUCGACAGUAAUGAUAAGACAUAUUGUUGUACCAGAGGGGUUUUAAACUCGACAGUAAUGAUAAAGCAUAUUGUUUUACCAGAGGGGUUUUAAACUCGACAGUAAUGAUAAAGCAUAUUGUUUUACCAGAGGGGUUUUAAACUCGACAGUAAUGAUAAAGCAUAGUGUUUUACCAGAGGGGUUUUAAACUCGACAGUAAUGAUAAAGCAUAGUGUUUUACUGUUUUAGCCUACAGAUAUCCCUCUUUGUCUCUGAGGAACUAAUCCCAGCGGCGACAUCUGCCGCGUCAAAUAACAUCUUUACGCAACGCUUCCUGGCGCCUGUCAAUGUAACCUUGUGCAGCAGGGAUCAGAGUCUCUGCAAUUAAUAUUUGAACGCAAAACGUAGCCUGUUCCGGUUACUGAACGUUUGAAGACAUUUGGAACGUGGAGUUUAAAAUAAUUCCUUUUUGAACAUAAAUCUCGCAUCAUUCAUGGCGGCUUUUGACUCGAACUGCAACGGUUUGAAAACUCAAGUGUUCUGCGUGGACGUUCGUUAGUGUCUCGUCCCCAUUCGUCCUAAUCGCAGCGGAUGGAGGUUUGCUGAGAGCUGGGAUUGAGAUAGGCAUCUUUUCACUCGUCGAGGCAGACCGAACAGCUGCAGCAUCUCGCGCUCUCCCGCACGCAGGAAAGAACGGAAAAGGAACGCUAUCUUACAACAAGGACCUUCCUUAUUCGGUAGAUUCAACGAAUUUUAGGAUUCGCAACCUAGCCUCAAAUUCUAUUUGCAUGGUUGUAACCUCGAUGAUGGUAUUGCUAUCGGCGCCAAGGGGGUGAUGUAAGCUGAAUCGUUGGACGUGGGUUGUUGUAGCCAUAGCAGCUCUGUGCUGAACUGGCAAAGCGACAGACCGAGAGAGCGAAGAGAGGAGAGCAGAGGAGCUGUCCAUAGGCUGGUGGUGCUGAUGCGGCGGCUCUGAGAGAAGCAGAGAAUCCGAGCAUGGCUGCCGGGAAGUUACUGCUCUACGCCGGACUGUCCCUCUCUCUGUGCGCGCUGGGGAUGCUAGCAGUGGCAAUCUGUUCCGACCACUGGUACGAGACUGACGCGCGGAGGUACCGGGAGCGCUGCCGGAGCUUCUCCAGCCGCAAGAACCCAGGCUUUAUCUACAUCCCCAACAACAGCCUCCCUCUGCGGGCAAGCCGCUCCAGACUGGACCGCUGGGAGGACAAGCUGCUCCUAGCCCGGAACAGAAGGCAGCUGUUCGCCAUGUCCGCCGCGGACGAGUGUAGCAAGCAGUACAACUCCACCAACAUGGGACUGUGGAGAAAAUGCCACCGACUGGGCUUCGACCAGGACAUAGAAGACCUCAUUCGCAAAGGUAAGAGAGAGGAAACUUAUAAAUACAAUACAGGAUU
Messenger RNA from Coregonus clupeaformis (lake whitefish), 1890 nucleotides. RefSeq names its product transmembrane protein 178B. Gene Ontology annotation, cellular component: membrane. The annotation marks the transcript as partial. Lineage: Eukaryota; Metazoa; Chordata; Actinopteri; Salmoniformes; Salmonidae. The record is from RefSeq and is a predicted model, not a curated record. The transcript is spliced from 2 exons.